CAAUAUAAUGUAUAUUGAUGAUCGCAACCUUUAAAACCGGUUGGGUAAUAUUAUUAAGUUCGAAAAAACAAAUGUUAAGGCUUACAUCAAGUUUAGUGCGCGCCAGUGCCAUACUUUUGCAAGACGUGGUCGAAGACUGCGGCUGUAUAGUUAUGAUGCCAUUACGCAAAAAAUAGUUUAAUAAAAAAAAGUGACGUUUAAUUUCGCGGGAAUAAUUAGGUAUUUUUAUAGGGCAUUUAAUUAAUUUUUUUCAAAAUGCAAAAAGUGGCUGUGAUUUUGUUUUUGUUUUCGUUUAUAAAUAAUGCCCUGCUGCAAGGAACCGGGUCCGGUACGAAUGGUAACCUACGGCUGUGCGUGGUGGAAGGCCGAGGGUCGUACAAGAGGACGUUGAAAAACUGCCCAGUGCUGGACAAGGAGUCGUCUGGCGUCGAGUGCGUGUUGGGGACUGACCGCCUGGAUUGUCUCCGGCGCAUCAACAAAGGCACGGUCGACUUCGGCGCCUUCAGCCCUGAGGACCUCAUCGCGGCGCAGUGGGCAGGCGUCGACGUGCUGGUCACUAACGAGCUGCGGUAUCGAUCCAAGCCCUUCGAACGUUCGGUGGUGGCAGUGGUCAACCGCCGGAUAUUGUCGGACGAGCCCAUGCCGGUCCGAGCCCUCCUGAAGAACAGGACCCUAUGCCACCCUGGAUCUGGCGUGGACGAUCUGAGGCCGCUUAGUUUCACUCUUUCUGCGUAUUUGGAGUUCCAAGUGCUUUCCCGGGACUGCCUUGACGAUUUAUCCCUGGCUGAGAACCGGGUCAAAGCAUUGGCCGACUUCUUCGGAAGCUCCUGCAAGGCUGGGGCCUGGGUGGUGGACAAGAACAGAGACGCACAGCUUAAACGCAAGUACUUCUCGCUAUGCGCCGCAUGCGGCUCCUCCUCGUGCAGUGCCAACGACCCUUACUGGGGCAGCUCGGGCGCGCUCGCCUGCCUUGCCGAGGUGGGGGACGUGGCGUGGGGCGAGCUGGUCGACAUCCAGGCUUAUUUCGGGCUAACGGAACCGCGCGGCAAGUCGCUGCGCCCUCCAGCGGAGAAAUACGCGUACCUCUGCCGCGACGGCUCGCACCAGCCGCUGGAGACGCCGGAGCCUUGCGUGUGGCUGCAGCGGCCGUGGCCCGUCAUCGUCGCUAAGAGGCGAGCAUCAGAAGCAGUAGCCAACCUGGCUCUCUCUCUCCACAACAACAACGUCACCGUCGACCCGCACUGGCGCGGAGCCUUGGCGGCUUUACUGGAGAUCCGCUCAGCACAGCCGGAGCCUCUGCAGCCUCCGGUCACACCAGCCGACUACCUGGCCAAGGCUAGAGGGUUCAGAGAGGCUUAUAGCCAGACUGGGUGUGUCCCGCCUAGGCACAUAACCUUUUGCACUACCUCCAACUUGGAGCGCAACAAAUGCGAGUGGCUGAGCGAAGCGGGUGCUGUGUACGGAGUGGCGCCAUCUAUCCAGUGCGCGAUAGCCAACAGCACUAGCGAAUGUAUGAAGGCGGUGGCCAACGGCGAUGCUCACAUCGUGGCUGCGGAUAGCAACUGGCUGAUGAAGGCAGAGAGAGACUACAACUUAACCGCUGUUCUACACGAAGCCACGCCAAUAGUAGACAAAACCCACACAGUUGUUGCGAACGUGCUUACCGAUUCACACAUCAACAAAAUGGCCGAUUUGCGCGGGAAACGAGUCGCUUUUCCCGAAUACGAUGGCGUCGCCUGGCAUUCCGUUCUACGCUACUUGAAAAACAAAGAAGAAUUGUCUUGCGGCGAUUUCAAAGGGUAUUUCAAAGAAAUCUGCGCUCCAGGAGUGAGCCAGAGCGUUAUUGAGCAAGCCAAAGUCUUCACUACGAAUUGCUACGAAGAGGGUCUGAGUGGAGAAAUGCAGGCGCUGAAAGCACUCGUUGAGGGAAAGACCGACGUUGCUUUUAUAAGCAUGGAGACUUACAAAACGUAUAGAGCCAAGCUGAUCUCACAACCAUGGGCAAGCGAACCUCUACAGCUCAAUCCAGUGUGUCCAGAAGACAACCCAAAAUACUGCUUCAUCAGCUGGGCCAACAUUGGCCACAUAUACGCCUCAAAGAACAUUUCAACCAUGCGCCACCAAGAAAUCGUCAACGUAUUCACCAAGCUGGACCAACUGUUUGGCAAACAGUAUCCAUUCCAUAACUCCAUCUUCUCUAUGUAUAGCCCAUUUAAUCAUCAACCAGAUGUCUUAUUCCACAAUAGCACGAAGAAUUUAAUCACCGAUGAUAGUUUAAAGUCACAACCCUACAGCCGGAUUCCGUUGAAUUUCGAACGCAGCCUGUCAAACUCAACUGACAGCUGUCAAGCGGAGGAAAUCGCUAAUUUGAGCGCGAAAAUUCAACCGGGAUUACUGGUAAUGAUGGUCUCUCUAGUCGUUUAUUUAAUAAGUUAAAAGUCAAUACCAAUAUUUUGUAAGAUUAAAAUAAUAACUCGUU
Molecule: messenger RNA, 2479 nt
Organism: Ostrinia furnacalis (Asian corn borer)
Lineage: Eukaryota; Metazoa; Arthropoda; Insecta; Lepidoptera; Crambidae
Product: transferrin
Exons: 11
Coding region: 256-2436 (726 amino acids)
Biological process (GO): iron ion transport
Cellular component (GO): recycling endosome; plasma membrane; early endosome
Source: RefSeq, a predicted model, not a curated record